This is a messenger RNA of Phytophthora megakarya, 369 nucleotides long. The record is from the annotation of a GenBank genome assembly. NCBI's taxonomy places the organism in Eukaryota, Oomycota, Peronosporomycetes, Peronosporales, Peronosporaceae.
AUGCCCCUGAUCAGUGACCUGCUUGAGGGCCUUGAUAAGGCAUUAUGGUAUUGCUCGCUGGAUAUGGCCAGUGGCUUCUGGGUCAUGCCCACGACGGAUCGGACUCGCGAGAUCUCAGCAUUUAUCACCCUGUUUGGAUUAUUCGAAUGGAGUCGCAUGGCUUUUGGCCUGAAAAAUGCCCCGCAGAUUUAUCAACGCCUCGUAGACAACACGCUGUAUGGAUUUCUGAAAAUCUCGCGAUCAGGCGACGCCGGGGCUACAGCGGGCGUGUUCCAGACAGAGAUCGCGGACGAUCCUGAUCGUGGGUCAGUGUUGGGACGGAGAUCAUACAUUGACGACAUUAUGAUCGCAGCCGAAUCGUGGGAUUAA